This is a messenger RNA of Mycotypha africana, 1969 nucleotides long. RefSeq names its product P-loop containing nucleoside triphosphate hydrolase protein. The transcript is spliced from 6 exons. Gene Ontology annotation, molecular function: ATP binding; ATP hydrolysis activity; ATP-dependent chromatin remodeler activity. Bases 160 to 1512 code for a protein of 450 amino acids. Gene Ontology annotation, cellular component: nucleus. Lineage: Eukaryota; Fungi; Mucoromycota; Mucoromycetes; Mucorales; Mycotyphaceae. The record is from RefSeq and is a predicted model, not a curated record.
UUAUUGGAGAAGUAUUCAAUUUUGCAGGUGAGACGAUAAAGUAAGAGCGUUACUUUCUUUGAGCAAUGACUCACUUGUCAUUGAUUGAAAGAGCUGGAGUACGGCUUUGGGAACCGCAGAUUACGAUAUGCCAAGUAUUGGUAUGAUCAGGGAGGAAUUAUGCUUAUCAACUAUGAUAUGUUUCGCUCUCUGGUGGCAACAACAAAAUACAGUGGUGAUAAAGAUGAAUAUUUUGAGAUGUUUAUCAAUCCAGGCCCGGACAUAGUGAUUCUAGACGAAGCCCAUCGUAUAAAGAACUCAUCCUCGGCCCUUUCUAGUCUAAUCAGCCGUAUGCACACUCGCUCCCGUAUCUGUUUAACGGGUUACCCUUUACAAAAUCACAUUUCCGAGUAUUACGAUAUGAUUAGUUUUGUUGCACCUGGAUUGUUGGGAAGUUCAAAAUCGUUCAAAGGAUUCUUUAGAAACGAUAUAGAGCGGUGUUAUGCUGAUUCAUCACUCAGCAUAAAGAAACAGGCAGCAAUGAAGAUGUACAUUUUACAGUUGUUGACGGAUGUUGUCACACAUCGAAGAGACGGAAGUGUGUUGAACCUGGAUUUACCGCCUAAAACAGAAUACGUAAUUCGAUUCAAGUUGAGUCCUUUUCAGUUAGAAGGCUACAAAAAUUUGAUAGAAUUAUCGCAAGCUAUGAAUCCAUUGGUUGGCUUAUUGACAUUGCGUGCUAUAUGCAAUCAUCCCAAGAUUUUCAAGAAUCUGAUGAAAAAUAGACAGAUAAAACAGAGAAAUUUAGAACUGGACAAGGAAUAUGGAAAAACUGCCUUUUCAGAUGAUACGUAUAUACCCUCUACUGCUAUUUCAGCCCGACGUAAUUCAAAUAGUGAUGCUGAGGAUGAAGACAUAGAAAAUUUGGACACUGCAGAUAUUGCAGAAGAUAAUGAAGUGGAUGCAUUCGCUGCUUUUUUAACACGAGGACAUGAAUGGGCCAUAAAAUAUCUUGACCGAGACGAGGUCGAGACAUGGAAAUGUUCGGGAAAAAUGUCGUUCAUUGUAGAGCUAGCAAAGAAUUGCCAUGUUAUCAAAGAAAAGCUUCUUAUAGUAUCACACAGUUUAGCAUGCCUGGAAUAUAUCGAAGGUUUACUGCCUGUACUCGACAUCAAAACGCUUCGUAUUGAUGGAAGCACAUCCUUUGGAGAACGUCAAGAAAUCAUUGACAAGUUUCAACUCAAAGAGGAUAUUGAUGUUAUGUUACUCUCAGCCAAGGCAGCCGCUAUUGGUAUCAAUUUAACUGCUGCUAAUCGUAUUGUGUUGGUUGACCAAGAUUGGAACCCGCUUUAUGAUGAGCAAAGUAUUGGUAGAGUUUUUCGUUACGGACAAGAUAAACCUGUUUUUGUUUAUCGGUUGAUCACAGCUUCAACUAUUGAAGAAAGGAUUUUUGCACAAAGUGUACAUAAAAAGAGUAUUUCCAGAUAUCUAAUGUAUGUAGGCGUGUCAUUGACAAUAAGCCGUCCUUGGUGAUUUCUAAGGAUGAAUUGGUUGAUUAUUUCGUGGCACCGGACGGAAGUAUAAGUACAAUUGAUUUGAAUGAUGAUGUUAUUGAUGAUAUCAGGAGAGAUUAUAUUACUUUUAGUACCCUAAAAGAAAGUACAGAUUCCAUUGUGGAUAUCAAGACGUACGAAAUUGACAAAUUAGAAGCAGACGACUUGGACGUUGAUAACCCUUACUAUUCCUUAAGCCCGUUGGAUAGACGACAGGCAAAGAAAGAAGCAAAGCAGUUGAUGCAAAAGUGGUGGAUGAAUGAUGAUGCAAUCCAUGAUUGAUCACUAAUAGUCACCUAUUUGCUUAUUCAUACAAUAAUAUACCCAUAGGCACUGCUUUAUUAAUAUAUAACAUACUUUGUUUUGUUUUUUUUUUUUAUUACAUCAACCAGCAUCUUUUUAUAUCCGUUCAUAUCAAUAAAGUGGCAAUUGUUCAA